AUGUCCGGGUCUAUCAGUUCCACAAGCACAAACUCUGGAUUUGGAUUACUGAGGUUUAGAAGAUCUCUUCAAAAGAUUUCUUCAUGUUCAGAUAUUCAUCCCAAACCCCAUAAACAUAAUUCCAGCUCCAAUGUAUUGAAAAAGAUCCGGUCCGGUUUACUGAGAAGAUCGCUGUCUAAAUCCGAUAUUCCAUCUCAGUCUCAAUCUUCAAUACAAUCUCAACCACAGUCUCCAAUGCAAACUGAUAACCGUAACUACGUUUUUGGUGAAGAUGAAUUAAGAAGACACCCUGAAUUUACGCCGUUGUCGCCAGUGUCUUCACCCCUUGGAACACAAACCCCUCCCCUUGAAUUUGAUGAUUUGUUUCUCUUGCCAAAUUUCGAAGAUGCUAGAUUCAGAAAUUUCGCGGGGACAAACGGAGAAGAGUACAUUAGUGAUAUUGAUCAAGAUGAUGAUACGUCUUCGAUCCAAUCAUCAAUAGAUUCUAUCCACUCAUUGUACGGUCACAUUCAAUACAUUUACACGGACGAUCUUUACGAUAAGAAGUCCAUGGCCAACUUUGAUAAGGAAGAAGAAAGAAGACAAUUGAGAGAACAAAUGUUACGGGAAUUGGAAGCUUAA
This is a messenger RNA of Lizanozyma spartinae, 621 nucleotides long. RefSeq lists its product as uncharacterized. The transcript has a single exon. NCBI's taxonomy places the organism in Eukaryota, Fungi, Ascomycota, Pichiomycetes, Serinales, Debaryomycetaceae. The record is from RefSeq and is a predicted model, not a curated record. Bases 1 to 621 code for a protein of 206 amino acids.